AUGUACGACAAAGUCGUCUCGUUAGGCUCGCGCCUGCAUUAUCCCAUCACAAUUACAAAGCUUCUCAAGUCACCGGGAGACUCUAUAAAAAAGCAAGAAACCAUUAUCGAAUACAAGUUUACUUGGCGGCGGAAAGUAAGCGACGAUGAAUGGGUUGACGAAACAACAUAUACCGAAUACGACAGCCCUGCAGAGGGCAAGUUGAAGGAAUGGCGAAUCAAAGAAGGCAUGGUCAUCAAUGCCGACACACCAUGCAUGAUGGUGGAAGAGGCUUGCGGUCACGAGGUGCAAAUCCAAGGUCUCUGUAGCCUUUGCGGCGCUGAUAUGACCGAAUUCAAUUGGGCCACCGAAGAGAGGGACACUGACCGCGCUAUGAUCAACAUGACCCACGACCAAACCGGCUUGAUGGUUAGCGAAAGCGUCGCGAUGAAGGCAGAGCAUGACACGCAGAAGCGCCUUCUGCGUCAGCGCAAGCUGAGCCUCGUCGUCGACUUGGACCAGACCAUUAUUCAUGCAUGUAUAGAGCCAACAAUUGGCGAGUGGCAAAAAGACACUUCGAAUCCCAAUUACGAGGCUGUCAAAGAUGUCAAAAGCUUUCAACUCAAUGAUGAUGGACCAAGGGGUUUGGCUAGUGGCUGCACCUACUACAUCAAGUUGAGGCCUGGCUUACAAGAAUUCCUCGAAGAGGUCUCGUCAUUAUACGAAUUGCAUGUGUACACUAUGGGUACACGUGCGUACGCACUGAAUAUUGCGCGGAUUGUCGACCCAGAUAAGAAGCUCUUUGGCAAUCGCGUCAUCAGUCGAGACGAGAACGGCAGCAUAACUUCAAAGAGCUUACAGCGACUAUUUCCAGUCAGCACCAACAUGGUUGUUAUUAUCGAUGAUCGCGCUGAUGUGUGGCCGCGAAAUCGGCCAAACCUUAUCAAGGUCGUGCCUUACGACUUCUUCAAGGGUAUUGGCGACAUCAAUUCUAGCUUCCUGCCGAAGCGGACAGACAUUUUGCCAGCACCUCCCCAGUCCAAUGGCGCACUGUUGGCUCCCAAUAACAGUAACGGUUCAAACGGCGCACAGACUGAUGGGAAAACAUCACCUUUGGAAGAAAUAGCAAGAAUGAGUGGAGCAGAUGACGAAGUUAGCCUCAAGAUUCAAGCAGAAGAGCAGGAAAAGACGCUAGAGAAGCAAUUGACAGACCGGCCAAUGCUGCACAUGCAAGAAGAACUGGACAAGGAAGACGAGCUUUCAGCUCAAGACCCGCAGACAGGCGGAUCAUCCCCGAACCACCCCAGACAGCAUUUACUAAGCGAUGACGACGAAGAGCUUAUUGCUCUACAGGAUCAUCUUACCGACCUCCAUUCAUCCUUUUACGAAACCUACGACAGGAGAAGAGAAGAACGACGACAGUCAGAGCCCACACACCCUCCAGGGCACAGCAAGCCGCGACGAAAAUCGUCAGUUGAUGAUGGCGUGGACUUGUCCAUGGUGCCCGAUGUUGGUGAUAUCCUCGACGAAUUGAAGUCAAAUGUCUUGUCUGGACUGGUUAUUGUUCUGUCCGGCCUGGUACCUCUUGGCGUCAAUAUCGAAGAUUCCGAGAUUGGGAUGCAAGCACAAAGUUUUGGUGCCCAAGUACUGGAUAGUGUGUCACGCCGCGUCACACAUUUGGUUGUAUCGCUGGCUCGACCCAGAACAAAAAAGGUGCAACAAGCCGCCAAGAUUCCGAGCAUCAAAAUUGUUAAUCACAAUUGGCUGAUCGACUGCCUAAGCCAAUGGCGCCGAUUGGACGAGCGACCAUAUUACCUCAACAUUGCAGCAGACCGCGAACGAUCCGAUGAUACCACAGAGCCCACAUCAGAAGCCGAGAAUGCAGAGACGGAAGCAAGAAACCUGAAGGAUUUUGAUUGGGCCACGGCAGACAAGGAUCUGGAAGAGUUCCUCGGCACUGACAAUGACGAUGAUGAAGACGAGGACGAGGAGGAAGAGGGAGAUGUCGACAAUGACGACGUUGAGAGCGGUGCUGAGGGUGACAACGAUGGUGACACGGACAGUUCUGGAACCGAUAGCCCAGAAAAGAAGGGCAAAAAGCGGAAACAACCUGCCGAAGGAGAUGAGUCAGAUGGCGACGGACCUAGUAUUGCGGGCGAAAGCAUAUUGGCCAAGAAGCAACGCCUUUCCCGUAACCGUGGAGCGUCGGGCUUGAGAGCUGUACGAACGCCGAAUGGAGACGAUGUCGAAGAAGAGGGCAGCAGCCUACCAACACCGGUGCCAACUGGCGACGAGUCAAUUGUCAAAAGCGACAAGGCAGCUGCCAUUGAGCCAUCACAGGACGAACAAGGGGAUAUAGAUGAUGACGAGCUGGAGAGGGAACUUUUGGCGGAACUGGAGGCGGCAGAUGAUUGA
Molecule: messenger RNA, 2394 nt
Organism: Pochonia chlamydosporia 170
Lineage: Eukaryota; Fungi; Ascomycota; Sordariomycetes; Hypocreales; Clavicipitaceae
Product: RNA polymerase II CTD phosphatase Fcp1
Exons: 1
Coding region: 1-2394 (797 amino acids)
Cellular component (GO): nucleus
Molecular function (GO): RNA polymerase II CTD heptapeptide repeat phosphatase activity
Source: RefSeq, a predicted model, not a curated record